Messenger RNA from Truncatella angustata, 435 nucleotides. RefSeq lists its product as uncharacterized. The transcript has a single exon. The record is from RefSeq and is a predicted model, not a curated record. Lineage: Eukaryota; Fungi; Ascomycota; Sordariomycetes; Amphisphaeriales; Sporocadaceae. Bases 1 to 435 code for a protein of 144 amino acids.
AUGUCGCACUGUGCAUGUCUGCUGGGUCUCGGUAUCGUCUCAUCAAUCCAUGACUUGCUCGCGACGAACCCGCACGCUCGAUUGCAAGCAAAAGCUCCGCUAGUAGCUUCUAGCGGACUAGCACCCGUCUGCCCCCUGCACCGCUCGUCACGAACUAGAAACCGGGCCUCAGAUUUCCAAUCCCCAGGGCGCGACAGUGCAGCUUUCACACAGUCAGAGCAGUGUCUAGGAAAGGUCUCCACCCAGCCUGCCAUCUUCGUCCUUCGUGGAGCGGAGGUACCCCAAGCGCACCAUCCCCUGGUAGCCGAGAACCUACCACACGCUCUCACUCUCGUCUGCCCGUACCUUGACCUUGCCGGGUCCAUCCUAGGCCCUGGUCUGGCGUCUCCUUUGCUGCGUGGGCUUUCUUGGUCUGCACAGUCCGGUGUGUCUUAA